This is a messenger RNA of Lasiodiplodia theobromae, 582 nucleotides long. Its product is annotated as Acyl-n-acyltransferase protein. The coding region runs from base 1 to 582 and encodes 193 amino acids. The record is from RefSeq and is a predicted model, not a curated record. Lineage: Eukaryota; Fungi; Ascomycota; Dothideomycetes; Botryosphaeriales; Botryosphaeriaceae. Gene Ontology annotation, molecular function: acyltransferase activity, transferring groups other than amino-acyl groups. The transcript has a single exon.
AUGGCCGCCACAAUCACCACCACCACCACCACCAACGGCCGGCGGCCACCACCACCACCACCAGUCCAAAUCCGGCCCGCCGCACCCACCGACGCCGCCACCAUCGCUACCCUCGGCGCGCACGUCUUCAGCGUGACAUUCGGGCACUCCGUCACCGCCGACGAACUGCAGGCCUACCUCGCCAAAGAAUACACGCCUACCGCCAUCGCCAACGAUCUUUCCAACCCGCAGAAAGACACCAUCCUCGCCGUCGACCCCUCCUCUGGCGAGGUCCUCGGGUUUGCAGUACUUACCCGCGGCUCCAGCGAACCCUGCGUCGAGCAACUCGAGAGCAAGGUCGAGCUGCAGCGCAUCUACGUGCAUCCGGAUGCGCACGGCAAGGGGGUUGGUGGGAGGUUGGGGAGAAGGGUGGAGGAGAUGGCGAGGGAGCAGGGGUUUCGGUGGAUGUGGCUGGGGGUGUGGGAGGAGAAUGUUGUGGCGCAGAAGGCGUAUGAGAAGUGGGGGUACAAGAAGGUGGGAGAGCAUGAUUUUGUGGUUGGGGGGGUUGUGCAGACGGAUUGGAUUAUGACGAAGGAGCUUUAG